Messenger RNA from Stegodyphus dumicola, 355 nucleotides. RefSeq lists its product as uncharacterized. NCBI's taxonomy places the organism in Eukaryota, Metazoa, Arthropoda, Arachnida, Araneae, Eresidae. The record is from RefSeq and is a predicted model, not a curated record. Gene Ontology annotation, biological process: signal transduction.
AUUCAAGUUCUGCAGGAGUUUUGCUUUUCUGCAAGGCAGCAUUGUCCACCAGGAGAUCCAGGACCUCCAGGGAAACCAGGAUCUCCUGGAUUUAAAGGCGAUAAAGGAGACCGGGGAGAUCGAGGAUUACCAGGGGAACCUGGAUCUAGAGGUCCACAAGGAUUCCCUGGGAUCCCAGGACCUAUUGGUCCAAAAGGUGAAUAUGGAAAGCCAGGAAUAGAUGGAUUGGACGGUCGUGAUGGCAUACCAGGCGAACCCGGACUGGAUGGAGUUGGCAUCGAUGGUAUACCCGGAAGAGAUGGCAUUCCUGGUAUUCCAGGUACACCAGGAAAACCGGGCACUAAUGGUACCGAUG